Molecule: messenger RNA, 1071 nt
Organism: Cuscuta epithymum
Lineage: Eukaryota; Viridiplantae; Streptophyta; Magnoliopsida; Solanales; Convolvulaceae
Source: the annotation of a GenBank genome assembly
GCUGCUGAGUAUGAACAACAAGAUGGCGAGCAAAGAAGAGAUGGAGAAGGCUCUUUACAAAGUCAAACAUAUGGUUUCUUCCCACCCCGUAGUCGUGUUCAGUAAAACAUAUUGUUCAUUCUGCACUAGAGUGAAGGACCUUCUUUCGGAGCUUGGUGCUGCUAAAGAAGUCAUUGAGCUUGACAAACAAAGUGAUGGGGCUGUCGUUCAGAAUGCGCUACUUGAGUGGACGGAUCAGAGGACUGUGCCAAACGUUUUCAUUGCAGGGAAGCACGUAGGGGGCUGUGAUGCAAUGGUGGAGAAACACAGGAAGGGGGAGCUUUUGACAAUGCUAAAAGAGGCUGGUGCCCUUGGUACACCGCCUGCUCAGCCCACUUGUGGUGACAUCACCGACACACCCAGCAAGCUGCAGCCUGCUCAGCCGACUUGCGGUGACACCACCGACACUCCCAGCAAGCUGCAGCCUGCUCAGCUGUAGAAUAUCUGAAUGGAACAGGUCAUAACCGUAUGGAUAAAGGUCGUUCUUAAUUAGAGUUUACUACUAUUGAUAAUAAUCUUGGUUGAAAUGAUGAUGUAACCAAAUAAAAUGGUCCCUGAUGUUGAAAGGCCAUUUUUGUUUUUUCUUUUAUAAUUCUAAUAAUUAAACAAGGUGUUUUUUUUAAAUGUAAACUAUUAAAUAGAGGUUGAAAGAGAAAAACGCCGAGUAAAAAUCAUUUUUUCGAGUAAUAUGACUAAUGUACUGUCCACGUGUGUUUACAAUAAGGUAACUACCAUGAAUGAAUGGAUGUCACCAACCAUUCCAUGCAAAAAAAGUGAAAGAUUGUGUAAUUGAAAGUAAUAAAUCAGGAAUCAGGAGUAGCUGAAAGUGAUUGGGUCAUGCCUAGUGACUACACCUGACGGAUCCUUGUUUACGGAUCCUUGUUUACUUAACGUCUUACAAGUAGUUAUGAUGUUAUUACUAGGACUGUAAUUUGUUGACCUGAUCUGGUUUGUUUAAAUCUGGUCUGAACUUGUCUGGUCUGGUUUGGUAAACGUUUGGUCUCUUUAUAUUUUAUAAUUGCGGAAGUCAAG